ACAAGGGGUAUAUCGCCGGGGCAUUGUGCUAUGCCAAACUGCUCGCCUCGCUAAAUCCGCUCCAUUCCCUCGCCCUCGCCGAUCGCCGGAUCUCUCCCUCCGCCUCGCUUCCGCCGCACGCCAGGGCGCACGGCUUCUUCCUCCGCUCCCUCGCCUCAGUUCCUAUGGGGUUCCUGCAAAGCACUUUUUCGCUGUUGAUCGGCACCGGCUGCGGCAUCUACAUUGCCCAGAACUACGACGUCCCAAACAUAAAGAAGCUCAUGAGGAGCCUGGUGGGCAAGGCCAAGGAGGUUGAGGAGUCAUACAAGAAGACGGGCAACAGCAAGAACAAGGAUAACGAAUAGCGUUGACCCGCAGUCUGCGGUCCACCAUCUAGGAAAGCUAAUUGUUGCAAGAUUAUUCUGAUUAUUGGAGGUAUACUACCUUGUACGUUGUACCUUGGUUAGUACCUUCUGUCUACUUAUUUUUUUCUCUUAAAGAAAAUAUGAGAUGGCAUACUGGAACUGCGGCCUACUCUUGCCCCGGAUUGAAUCUGUCUAGAUGUGGCAAUACAAUUUUUGAGGUGAAAGAGCCGGACGGGGGAUCCAUGCUUUUGGAAUAUAAAAGUAUUGUGAUUUAUUUUAUU
This is a messenger RNA of Zea mays, 625 nucleotides long. RefSeq lists its product as uncharacterized. The transcript is spliced from 2 exons. The record is from RefSeq and is a predicted model, not a curated record. NCBI's taxonomy places the organism in Eukaryota, Viridiplantae, Streptophyta, Magnoliopsida, Poales, Poaceae. The coding region runs from base 165 to 344 and encodes 59 amino acids.